Molecule: messenger RNA, 786 nt
Organism: Rhododendron vialii
Lineage: Eukaryota; Viridiplantae; Streptophyta; Magnoliopsida; Ericales; Ericaceae
Exons: 2
Coding region: 1-786 (261 amino acids)
Biological process (GO): shoot system development; root development
Source: RefSeq, a predicted model, not a curated record
AUGGCUUUAUCUCCUUUGAAAUCAAAAUCCUUCUACCAUGCUCGUUCUGUCAGCUUGCCUUCUAGACUUCAUCCGAUCAUUCCUCAUGUUGAUGAGCAUUUGAGGCUAAGUGGCCUUGAAAACAUGUAUGAUCCUUUGGAUGAUUUGCUUCUAUUGCCUCAUACUCAGCAAUCUUUUCCCCCACAAAGCCAGGAGAAAUGGGUUGAAGUUGUGCUGGAAAAGUAUCUAGGGCUGUUGGAUAUAUGUAAAGAAGGCAAAGAAGGUGAUCCAAAAGUAUCUAAAAGAUUUGAAGAGUGUCAAAACCAAGCACACUAUCGUAGGUCUUGGCAAAAGCCAGGAACUUUUGGAUUCACAAAUGAGGUUGAAGAAGCCACUAUUGGGGUGUUGGAGUCAUUCUUGUCCAAUAUUUCAGGAACAAAAGCAGAUUCAAGAUUGAGUGCAUUUUCUUUGGCUUCCAAACUAGUGCAUCGAAAGAUCGUUGCAUCUGAAAAUGAAGAAACAAAGAGUAACGUCUUUGACAAAUUUGAUGCUGCAUUACACUCGCUCAACAAUCACAAGAUGAGCAAAUCUAAUAAUGCAGUACACAUCGAGAAUGUGCAACACCAGAUGGAAAAGAUGGAGUCAAGCAUUCAAGAUAUUGAAGAAGGACUUGAGUGUUUGUUUAGACGGUUAAAUCAAAACGAGACUUAUCCUCCUGAACAUUCUCAACCAUUAGCUAGCAACAAAGAUAAAAACCGUAGUUCAAUAUUUUGGCAUCAGAAAAUGUCGCCAAAGAUUUUUGAUUAG